AGAUAUACACAUAUUUAAAAUGCCCAUGGACUCUAAGCAGUGGAUCGACGUGACAACAGAGAAGAACCACUACUCUCUUGAUCACUUCGUUAUUCCUACUCAUUACGAGAAGGAUGUUUCUUCUAUCCUUAUCCCUCACGGUGUUAUUAUGGACAGAGUCAACAAAAUUGCUCGUUUAAUUGUUGAAGAUACUACUGGACCCUUAGUUGUUUGCUGUAUCUUGAAGGGUGGCCACCAAUACUUCGCUGACCUUGUAAACGCCGUUAAGAAGCUUACUACUAAGGACGGUAAGACUGUUCCUUUAAGUUUGGAAUUCAUUCGUGUUAAGUCUUACAAGAAUGACCAGUCCGAAGGUGUCACCAUGUCCAUCACCGACGAAGAAUGUGCUGAAUUUGAGGGAAAGAAUCUCUUGAUUGUUGAGGAUAUCAUUGAUACUGGUGCUACCAUGGUUCAAUUAUUAAAGAAAUUAGACAACUUUUCUCCCAAGUCUGUUAAGGUCACUAGCUUGUUAGUUAAGAAGACUCCCAAGAGUAAUGGUUAUACUCCUGACUACGUUGGUUUCUCUAUUCCUGACGAAUUCGUUGUUGGUUAUGCUUUGGAUUAUAACGAGUAUUUCCGUGAUUUAGAUCAUAUCUGUGUCAUUAGCGAUCAUGGUAAGAAAGCUUAUGCCGUCUAAAAAUGUAAAUGAUAUACAAAUAUUUAAUAAAAUGGAGGUGAACUUGUUAGAAAAGAAAAUUGUAAAUAGUAUAGAAUGCUAUGAAAGCAUUUGAAUUAAUUUAUUGUAAUUAAAUUUGUUAUAAAAAUAUAA
Molecule: messenger RNA, 808 nt
Organism: Mucor mucedo
Lineage: Eukaryota; Fungi; Mucoromycota; Mucoromycetes; Mucorales; Mucoraceae
Product: phosphoribosyltransferase-like protein
Exons: 3
Coding region: 20-676 (218 amino acids)
Biological process (GO): hypoxanthine metabolic process; purine ribonucleoside salvage; GMP salvage
Molecular function (GO): magnesium ion binding; hypoxanthine phosphoribosyltransferase activity
Source: RefSeq, a predicted model, not a curated record